This is a messenger RNA of Hippoglossus stenolepis (Pacific halibut), 3513 nucleotides long. RefSeq names its product membrane-associated ring finger (C3HC4) 1 (gene march1). Bases 417 to 2105 code for a protein of 562 amino acids. Gene Ontology annotation, cellular component: lysosome; early endosome membrane; cytoplasm. Gene Ontology annotation, molecular function: ubiquitin protein ligase activity; MHC protein binding; zinc ion binding. Lineage: Eukaryota; Metazoa; Chordata; Actinopteri; Pleuronectiformes; Pleuronectidae. The transcript is spliced from 8 exons. Gene Ontology annotation, biological process: immune response; antigen processing and presentation of peptide antigen via MHC class II; protein polyubiquitination. The record is from RefSeq and is a predicted model, not a curated record.
ACACACACACACACCUCGACAACACAAGCUUUCCCUUCCUCCUUGUUUACUGCUCAGCUUCCAUCUCAACUCUUCCUCUCUCCGUCUCUCUCAACAGGAGGGCAGAGGAGGGGGAGGAGGUGGUGUGCACCGUCGAGGAGUUUCCUUGUCGUCAUGACGACCUCACACCCCACCAUCUCCAGAUCUGUCUUCCUGUUGCCACGGUGACCUGAUCGUGUUCCAUCUCCGCUCUUCUUAAUGAUCCGGAUCGGGCUGUGAUAGGAGAGCGACCCUGGAGCGCCGUCUUCUCUUCCCUGAACGCCGCUCGUGGAUGGGACAGCGAGUCACGCACAGGGACGAGGAUCUGAGGACAGGAAGGUGCGACACGCCGGGAAUGCUGUGGAAGUAACGGCGGAGGGUUGCCUGGAAACAGCAGCAUGCCAGUACAGCAGAUAACUGUGGUGCCGGCCAAGGAGACGGCCAGCAACGGCAAGAGUGCUCCUCGCUCCAAAGACAAAAACGAGGGAAGGAAAGCUCCCGGGCGCUCAGGGAGUCGAUCCAGCAACAUCUCCAAGGCCAGCAACUCUACAACAGGAGUCACCACAGCCUCAAAGACGUCGAUCAGCCCGUCUUCUCAGGACAUAUGCAGCUCUGGCCAGCUGACGCGUUUAGAGGAAGAUGCUUCUGAAUCACACAAACACAACAAGCACGCCUCUGAGAUGACGGUCACCAGCACAGCUCUGGGCUCGUCGGCUCAAGCCCAGAAGAAGCAGGUGAAGCGCCGCCAUCGCCACAAGAAGAGCAGCUGCUCCGCCGUGGACUGCGUGGAAACCAACGGCAAACAGGAGCAGACAGACCGCAGUGACCGCAGCCACAGCUCGGACCGCAGCGAGCGGGGGGAAAAGAGGGAGCGUUCUUCUAAGAACCGAAGGGAGCUCCCACCUCGCCUCCGCUGCACAGGGGCCCAGCAGUCCGACUCCUCCACUGAGGACGAGGCGGGCCGUGAAGCCCGCAGCUGGAGCAAGGAGAAAGCCAGAAGAGUGCGCAGCCGCGAGAGGGAUGGGGCGAACAGGGGUCAAGAAGGCGAAGACAAAACAGAAGUCAUGGAGCUGCAGUCGGUGGGCUCAGAGGAGGGGAAGGAGAACCAGCCUCUGGCGGAGGAGAGCGGAGGCCUCAAGAAGCGGCACAGCAGCCAGGGCUCGAUCAAGAGAGAUGACUCCCCAAGCCGAGAUAAGGAGAAGAGUUACAAGUCCCAAAGCCCAGAAGGCAGCUCGUCACUGGCAGAGGACGCAGAGGAGCUCAUCACCAAGAGAUACCAGGAGAAGGGGUCGGGGGGUGGAGACAUGUCAGUGCCCACGCCACAGAACCACUGUGGUGUGAAUGGAGGCGUGCCACGACUCUACUCUGUCGACUCUGAGACGGAGGUCUGCAGGAUCUGCCACUGCGAGGGGGACGACGAGUUCCCCUUGAUCAUGCCUUGUCGCUGCACAGGGAGCCUGUGCUUCGUCCACCAGGCUUGUCUCAACCAGUGGAUCAAGUCCUCAGACACUCGCUGCUGUGAACUCUGCAAGUUUGACUUCAUCAUGGAGACGUCGCUCAAACCGCUACGCAAGUGGGAGAAACUACAAAUGACGAAGGGCGAGCGGAGAAAGAUCUUCUGCUCAGUGUUGUUUCACCUGAUAGCGAUAGCGUGCAUGUUGUGGUCAGUCUACACACUGGUCAAGAGAACCGCUGAAGAGAUCAGACUUGGGAAGGACGACGAAUUAUGGAGAGUUUCUCUUCUGAAGUACUAUUCGGCACAGGGUGUGCUGGAGUGGCCCUUCUGGACCAAGCUGAUCGUUGUAGCCAUCGGCUUCACCGGCGGCCUCAUCUUCAUGUACAUUCAGUGCAAGGUCUACAUGCAGCUGUGGCGCCGCCUCAAGGCCUUCAACCGCAUCAUCACCGUUCAGAACUGCCCCGAGAAAGACCAGCACCACCCGCAGAGCCACGCCAGCACCCUCAUCAACGGCAGGCACGAAACCGUGGAGGUCCCGGUCAGCCCGGCCCCCGUCCCGGCUCUGCCUGCACAGGUGGACUCAGACAUGUCAGUGGAGGCUGCUCUGGCACCGGCACACAACCCCGUCUGACCUCAUCUCCUCUCUGGUACACAAGAGUCCUGAAUCACGCCAUGCUCUUCUAACUCCACCAGCGGCGGUGACCAUGGUGUGAUUUAGACUCGUACAGUGUGUUGUGGUUCUCAUGUGAUCACUGAUCUUAAAACGCGGCAGACAGAUUUUAUGUUAAAGAACUUCUCCUGUUCCUCAGUGACCACAAACUGAAACACUGAAGACACGGGUGAGGGGAGGAGAUGUAAAGGGAAUAAAGCCAUCAGCAAGGACAGUGUGCAAAGACCCUAUGUGGUGUCCCGACACCUUUUUAUUCCUGUACGCAUUUUUCAAAAAAACUGCUCUGACUCGUGUUGAAGGUGGACGCUGUUCCCCAGAGGACUCAGGAUGUUUCAGAUGGACGACAUGUCUGAUCCGUCCUGAACACUCAGAAGCAGCCGUCAGAGGUGAGAUGCAGGGAAUUGUUCAAAUGCAAAAAGCUUUUUCCACACUUAGUGUUCCACUCAUUUAUAUGUAAGAUAAGUAGUAGAAAAAAAGCAUUUGAAAUCCUGCCUCCUCGUUCACAUCUGGAUUUAUCUUUGUGUGUAGGGGCAGAUGUAGACAGUGGACACACAGGCUGCACAGUAACUGACACGUUACAUGUGCACACAAAGUAAAGACUUGAUGUUGAUAUUUUCUGAUGUAGCCACCUCACGUCUCUUCAUUGUCUUUCACACGAGUGAAGAAGGGAAACAAGAGUUUGAGAUGUUUGAGAUGUUUAAAGUAACACACACACACACACACACACACACACACACACAACACACACACACACACACACACACACACACACACACACACACACACACACACACACACACACACGAUUUUUAGACGUUGUUAAAAACAAAGGUUUUUGUUUGAAGCACUGACGUCUUCUCUCCCUUUGGACAAUCAGGUCUUCAGACACCAAAGUGAUAUAUUAUAAAUAGAGGAAACUAUUUUAACAGUAUCUUUAGUUCAAGCUAAAUAUUUAAAAAAUUUGAUGUUUUGAAGUUAUUGACCGACAGAUAAAAGUUAUGAAUUUGUGAACCUCCAGUAGCGCGGUGACGUUUUCCUCCGACAGUUUGAAGUUUCACUUGCUUUUGCGACGUCUGUCACUUACACAUAGUUCGAGCUUUCACUGUUGCCGUUGGUUCAUGUUUUACUUUGGGUUGUAACAGUGACUGAGCCUCGUCCACUUUUCUACAGUUUAAUUUGGUUUUUUUAACCAGAGUCACACAAAGUCACGAAAAAUAAAAUGUUCUCUUUCUUUUGUCUUAACUCCACAGUAAAGCACUCAACAUCUUUGUGAAAAUGUUUUUUCUAUCUCUUACUGGAUAAAAUGGAUUAUUCAGGUUACAUAUGAUGCAUAUUGUUUCUGUAAUAAACACUGACUGUAGAACCCUCA